Molecule: messenger RNA, 5728 nt
Organism: Tyto alba (common barn owl)
Lineage: Eukaryota; Metazoa; Chordata; Aves; Strigiformes; Tytonidae
Gene: LNPEP
Product: leucyl and cystinyl aminopeptidase
Exons: 19
Coding region: 483-3515 (1010 amino acids)
Biological process (GO): peptide catabolic process; proteolysis
Cellular component (GO): cytoplasm
Molecular function (GO): metalloaminopeptidase activity; zinc ion binding; peptide binding
Source: RefSeq, a predicted model, not a curated record
UAGGCGGUGCAGUGUGGCCCAGCCUUGGGGUGGGCGGGAAUCAGAGCAGAAGAUAGUUGGUGCGGCCUUACUGUGCUGAAAAGGCUGCUGCGCGGGGAGCCGCCGAUUAAGCCUGCUGUGCUCCCGACGGCUGGAGGGGCAGUAUAGGGUUGGUGGGCAGUGACAGCGGCGUGAGGAGCCACAGCCGUCCGGCUGAGCCCGAGGCAGCGCUCGUCCUGGGAGCAUGCGGUGGCAGGAGGAGGAGUGAAGAGUCGUGGCUGCGUCUCCGAGUCGUCUUCUGCCCCGUCAUCAGGGCUUCGCUCUCGCAGGCUGAACUCGGAUUCCGGGAGGCUAAUGGAGCCGUUUCCUAGCGUGCCGUCCCUGUCUUCUACCUCUUUUGCUGGCCAUGGAGCAGCACAUGCCCUGGCUGGUGUUGGAGCUGUGUACUGACUGGCUGCUACCUUUUGGAGUGGUUAAGAUAUCAAAUUCAGUUACCCAGGAAUAUGAUUGAAAAUAGUAUGUUUGAAGAAGAGCCUGAUGUGGUUGACUUGGCAAAAGAGCCUUGUUUACAUCCCCUGGAGCCUGAUGAAGUGGAAUAUGAACCAAGGAGCUCCCGGCUCUUGGUGCGUGGCCUUGGAGAUCAUGAAAUGGAUGAUGAUGAAGAGGAUUACGAGUCAUCAGCAAAAUUGCUGGGGAUGUCCUUCAUGAACAGAAGCUUGACUCUCCAGAAUAACAUGUCUGUCUAUAGACAAAAUCCAAAUGGAUUAUGUUCAGUGCCUUCUACAAGGACCAUGGUGGUUUGCACAGUUGUUCUUGUGAUUGCAGUUUCAUUAAUAAUGGCAAUUUAUCUUCUUCCCAAAUGCACCUUUACCAAAGAAGGCUGCCAUAAAAAAAAUCAUACAAUGGAGCUAAUAUACCCUUUGGCAACCAAUGGAAAACUAUUUCCAUGGGCAAAAAUUAGGCUUCCUCCUGAUGUUGUACCACUGCAUUAUGAUCUUCUUUUGCAGCCAAACCUAACUACUCUGAAAUUUGCAGGCUCUGUAAACAUAGUGGUUAAUGUUAUUCAGGUAACUUGGAAGAUUGUACUUCACAGCUCAGGACUUAACAUCACCAAGGCAACCAUUACUUCAUCAGAAGGGCAUCAAGCAAAGCCAGUUGAAUUCCUGGAAUAUCCACUGCAUGACCAGAUUGCAGUCAUGGCUCCUGAGGCUCUCCUCGUAGGCCAGAAUUAUACUGUCAACAUAGAAUAUUCGUCUAAUUUAUCAGAUACCUAUUAUGGCUUUUACAAAAUUUCUUACAAAGAUGAGAAUUCUAAGCAAAGGUGGUUUGCAGCAACUCAGUUUGAACCUCUGGCAGCAAGGUCUGCUUUUCCUUGCUUUGAUGAACCAGCAUUUAAAGCUACUUUUUUGAUAAAGAUCAAAAGAGAUGAGAAACUUUCCACUCUUUCAAAUAUGCCAAAGAAAGCCACUACUCCUGUGACAAAUGGAAUUGUUCAAGAUGAGUUUUUUGUGAGUUUGAAGAUGAGCACCUACCUCGUAGCCUUUGUUGUUGCAGACUUGAAAAACAUCACUAGGGAAACUAAUGGGAGCCUGGUAUCUGUCUAUGCCAUACCACAGCAUUUAAACCAAGUUGUAUAUGCCCUAAACACAGCAGUGAAACUUCUGGAAUUUUAUCAGAAAUACUUUUUAAUAAACUACCCUCUUGAAAAAUUAGAUCUGGUAGCAAUUCCUGAUUUUCAGUCUGGUGCAAUGGAAAACUGGGGCUUGAUCACCUUCCGAGAAACAACACUCUUGUUUGACAGUAAUACUUCUUCAGCAAGGGAUAAAAAGUUAAUAACUGCAGUGAUAGCACAUGAGCUUGCCCAUCAGUGGUUUGGCAAUCUAGUAACUAUGGAAUGGUGGAACGAUCUCUGGCUGAAUGAGGGAUUUGCCACUUUCAUGGAGUACUUUGCCAUGGAGGAGAUUUUUCCAGAAUUCCAUUCAGAUGAAGAUUUCCUUAAUUUAAUUUUCAAGGCUAUGAUGAAGGAUUCCUUGAAUUCUUCACAUCCAGUAUCUUCUGCUGUUCAGUCUUCAGAACAAAUUGAAGAAAUGUUUGAUGCACUUUCUUAUAUUAAGGGGGCUUCACUUCUUUUGAUGCUGAAGCACUAUCUCACUAAGGAUGUUUUCCAAGCUGGCAUUGAGGUAUACUUGCAUAGUCACAGCUAUGGAUCUGCUCAGAGUGAUGACUUGUGGGACAGCAUGAAUGAGAUUACCAAUGGAACACUAGAUGUAAAAAAGUUGAUGAAAACUUGGAUUCUUCAUAAAGGAUUUCCUUUAGUCACUGUUGUCCGAAAGGGAAAGAUUAUUUCUAUACAACAAGAGAAAUUUUUGUGUCAUGUGGAACCAGAAAAUUGGACAUCAGAUACAAGUUAUCUGUGGCAUAUUCCUCUCACCUAUGUAACUAAUAACUGCAACUUUACCCACUGUAUUAAUGCAUAUUUACUGGACCAGAAGUCAGGUGUCAUUGAACUUCCAGAAGAGGUGGAAUGGAUAAAAUUCAACGUGGACAUGAACGGCUAUUACAUAGUACACUAUGCUGAAGACUGGAAAACGCUGAUUGAUCUCUUGAAAAAAAACCACACUGCUUUGAGUUCUAAAGACAGAGCUAAUUUGAUCAACAAUAUCUUCAACCUUGCAGGUCUAGGAAAAGAGUCUCUGGAAAAGGCCUUUGAGCUGAUUGAUUACCUUAAUAAAGAGAGCAGCACUGCACCACUCACUCAAGCUUUGUUUCAGCUGAGUCGUAUAUACAGCCUUUUAGAGAAAAAGGGUGAACAACAACUGGCAGCACGAGUCAUGCAUAGAAUAGAGCACCUGCUUGGUGAUAAAAUUGAUCAACAGAGUUGGACAGAUGAUGGGACGCUGUCUGAACGAGAGCUCCGGUCAACGCUGCUAGCUUUUGCCUGCACCCAUGGUAUGAGAAACUGUAGAACAACUGCCACUGAGAUGUUUGAGAAGUGGAUGAAGUCUAAUGGAACAAUGAGUCUGCCUAGUGAUGUUAUGAAAGCCAUAUUUACAGCUGGAGCCAAAUCUAGUGAUGGCUGGGAAUUCCUCCUAAAGAUGUACUCUUCUUCAGUUUCUGAAGCAGAGAAGAGCAAAAUGAUUGAAGCCUUGGCCACCACAGAAGAUGUCAGAAAGCUGAUCUGGUUAAUGCAGAACAGCCUUGAAGGAGAAGUCAUCAAGGCACAAGAGCUUUCACAUAUCAUAGCAACUGUUAGCCAGAGUUUGUCUGGAUAUUUGCUGGCCUGGGACUUUGUCAAAGAGAACUGGGAAAAGCUUACACAGAAAUUUCACCUAGGCUCAUAUACUAUCCAGAAUAUCAUUAGUUGGUCAACUUCUCAGUUUGCAACAAAAGCACAUCUACUUGAGGUGAAGUCAUUUUUUGAGUCAAAAUCAGAGGAGAGUUCUCAACUGCGUUGUGUAAAAGAGGCAAUUGACACAAUUCAGUUCAAUAUCCGGUGGAUGGAGAGGAACUUAGCAAAGCUACAAGAACUGCUGUAGUGCACAUAAUGCUGUGAUGUGUCAGCCAUUUAGGAGCUCUGUGGGCAGUUGCUGUGUUUCUUUUGCAAAAGCCAGGGUGAAUUCAGUCAUCACUGCAGCAUUGUUUGUACUAUUAAGGAAGGAAGGAAGGAAGGAGUUAUUACGAACUGUUAUUUCUUUGCAGGCUGCUCACUGAACAGUAGAUUUUUUUGAUGCAAAACUGUAGGUGGUUUCCACAUUUGUAGAUACAGAAGGUGUUGUGAAACAAAAUCAUACUUUCUAUACAUAACUAGUAGUUGAUCUUAUAAAGUACAUCAUUUUUAGGCAAAAGAAAUAAGUUUCUGAUUUAAUUUAGGUAUGGAUUCUUUAUUUUCUCAUUAUUCUUUAGGAAUUACACACAAAAAAGUAUUAAUAUCUCAUGCUAAUAGUAUACACUUUGAUAUAUAAAGUGGUAGCAGUAUGAAAAAGAAAACCCAGAUAGCAAAACCAAGUGUGCUAGAGAUGGGAUUCCCAGAAACACUGAUGUGACCUUGGAACUCUAAAUUUAUUAGGCACUUUUGAGAAUCUCAUCAUUAAUCACUGAAUUUUCACUGAUUUUUCACUGAUUAUAUCUGAGAGACUGCACAAAAUUGCAUUUUUCCAGGUUGAUUCAUCUGUUAGACUGACUACUGAUUUGUGCCCAUUUGACUACUGAUUUUUAAUUUCACCACUUGUUGUAGAGGGUCUGCAAUUAAUUGAUAUGUCAGCCACUUCAUUUGGGUAAGCUUCUGUUUUUUCCUUACCUGCUAACUCCCAUAUCACAGCGUAAUUUGUGAAAUCACUCACCUUUUAUGACAUUAGCUUUAGGAAAGCUUCUCAUUUAGUUUUUAAUGAUUUGUCCUUGUACUGCUGUGAAAAACCUUGUGAGACAAAUCUUUCUUUUAAAGAAAAGGAUCUAAACCACUAAUGUGCUACAUUAGAGCAACAAAAUACCUACUGUGCAAUCUCCACCUCUUUCAAAAGAAGUGAAAAAGGCCAUUUUUGAGGUGCAGCAUAUAUAUACAACACAUACAACAGUAAACAUACCUUUUUAUAUGGACAUCUGUUCUAUUAAUUUCAUUACUAAUGAAAUUUUUCUGGAUUCAUGCUAGCAGAUUCAGACCUGUUGUUUUAUCAUCAUCCAAUUAUGUGAUCCGUUAUAAACUAUGAUGAAAGCACUAACAAUUAAAAGUUGUGAUAUUUUAAUUAGAAUAUUUUAAUUUCAACUGCAGUAAAUGCUGAAGAAGGUAAUAGUUUGAAUUAGAGUAAAAUUAAUGGACUUAAAAAUUUGUCACAAGGUAAUUCAAACAAUGCUUUAAUUUAUGAAACUGUAGCACUGGCUGUUUAGUUGGUUAGCAAAAAUUGUAAGCUAUGAUUUCUUAAGCCAUAUCAUACUUUUCCCAUCUUUUCAGACUAUCUGUCAAUACUCCUGGAAAAGAAACUCCUCAUUUUCCUGUUCACGUUAGAAUUUCAGAUGUCAUUUUUAACCUUGAAAUUAUCAGAAAGAAUGUUAGACCUUAAGAGUGUGCAAAAGCUUGUUUGCCCAAAAGACCCAGAAAUUAAUAAGUUUUGCAUGCACUGAAGAAGAACCUGACAGUAUGAGCACUGAAAAUAAAUCAUACUUCCUUAUAAGUUAUGGAAUUAGAAUUGUAAUUAAGUAUGUUCUUGGAAAUUUUGUACUGCAAUAUAUUAUGGCUUCAUUUCCUCCUUUAUUUUAAACCUUUGGAAUUGCUACAGAAAUAUUAGUUCUGCCUUUGCACAUUUGUGUCUGUAUAUAUAUGUCAUCUCUUUUUCUUUCUAGUCACUUCUUCAUAUUAAAUGAGACGUCAGUAGAAACUUUUCACUCUUAUAUCCCACCUAUCCCUUCACAUGUGUUUUACCUCAUCCCUGACUGCAGUAUUAAGGCAGAUAAAAUUUAAAAUGGAAACUGUGGAAGAAGAUCUCAUCUUCCUCCUGAUUUCUGCUGUGGAAUUUAAAAAAUUUAUGAUUUUAUUCAAAUGUUUUAAUGACAGUUAUGAGGUAAUAGCUUGAAGCUGGGCUAUACCAAGAAAAUCUGUAAAGCUGGGGUGGUUGUGGAGUGAUUAUUGAGUAAUUUUUAAUUUUAUUACGUGUUACAUAUGCAUACUUUUGGUAUGUCAGUUGUAGACGUUUUUAAAUUAUUUUUCUGUCAUGGAGUCUCUGACCCUAUUAAAAAUUGUGCUGGAGUCCUUCCUUGA